AUGUAUGAAAUUCAAUUAGAUAAUUCAAAAGAAUUACAAGUUGAAUUAAUAAAUCCUGAUAAAGGAACAUUUAAUGGAGAAGAUGGAAAUAAAAAAAAAUUUAAAGAAAUUUUAAGAAGAGUAUUCAUAGGAAACUAUGAAGAUUCAAAAAAUAUUUUAUUGCUAAAUAAUACCAAUAUUACACAUAUUAUAAUUAUAAGAUUUUCUAAAGAAGAUUACACAACAAGAAUCAAUUUUCCUCAUAAAUUUGAAUAUUAUAUAAUUGAUUUAAAUAGUGAAUUUGAUUUCACAAGUUGUUCACAUUUUAAAUAUUUACUUGAUGAAAUACUAUUUGAAAAUAAUAAAAACAAAAUUUUUAUCCAUAGUUAUUUUUGCAUAAAUUAUAUUCUUUAUUUAUUAAUAUUUUAUAUCGUAACUACUUUAAAUUAUGAUAUUCAAGAUGUCAUUUCAUAUAUAAAAAAAAUAAUUAUUGAUUUUGUCAUUUCUGAUGAAGAAACAGAUAAAAUUUAUUAUUUCACAAAAAGACAUAAAUUAACAUAUUAUCCUGGGUAUUUAAAAAAAAUAUAUAUUAUUUUUUCCUUUUUAUUUACAGAUAAUUUUAAUAUUUCAUAUAUUUAA
Messenger RNA from Plasmodium relictum, 618 nucleotides. Its product is annotated as conserved Plasmodium protein, unknown function. The record is from RefSeq and is a predicted model, not a curated record. The transcript is spliced from 5 exons. NCBI's taxonomy places the organism in Eukaryota, Apicomplexa, Aconoidasida, Haemosporida, Plasmodiidae. Bases 1 to 618 code for a protein of 205 amino acids.